GGUACGGAGCCAUGGACAAGCUGAAGCGGGUGCUGAGCGGCCGCGAUGCGGAGGAGCCGAGCGGCCUGGCCGAGGUUAUCGAUGCGACUUCCUUAGGUUGGGGCACCCGAGUGAAAGGUUUCAUUGCGUGUUUUGCGAUCGGAUGCCUGUGCUCGAUCUUGGGUAGUUGUCUGCUAUGGAUACCAAAGAAAGGGCUGGUACUCUUUGCAGUGUUUUAUACCCUGGGGAAUAUUGCAUCCAUUGGGAGCACCAUGUUUCUUAUGGGACCAAUGAAACAAUUGAAGCGGAUGUUUGAGCCCACACGUUUGAUUGCUACUAUUGUUAUGCUAUUGUGUCUCAUACUAACAUUAUGUUCCGCUUUCUGGUGGCGUAAGGCAGGACUCGCGCUGCUUUUCUGCAUCUUACAGUUUUUUGCCAUGGCAUGGUACAGCAUUUCCUUCAUACCAUAUGCAAGGGAUGCUGUGAAGAAAUGUGUUUCAGUCUGUCUGUCCUAACAGGAAUACUGAAUGCCUCACAAAGUUCUAGGAAGUUCUGGGUAGAACUGUGUUUGGAUCACUGUGUUGUGUAGUUUCCUACUUCUGUCGAACACGUGCCUUUCAGCUGCUUAUCAUAAGCUGCUUGUGUUACACCGGGCAUCUGCAGUUGGCUUGGGUUUGUAAGCAAUGGUGUUUGUGGGACAGGGGGCUUGUGAUCAAAUUAAAUUCAGUCUGGCAGUAGAACUGGGCAGAGGUCCACAAUUUGUUAUGGUGAUUCUUGCAUAAAUGCAUGCAUUUGGUUUAGCAAAAGUUUCAAAGUAAUGAGUGAAGUCUAUAAAGUGAAGACCUUGGCUCUGAUGGGACUGUGCCAGUUCUAGAGUUGAAAACUGCUUACCAACAACUUGGGAUUUUUUAAAAUAGCCUUAAUCUUUGCAUUGUUUGUCUUGGAUAAUGGAAUAUUGGUAUUCUUUCUUUUCCUGUCUCUCUUGCAAAAUUUUAGGCUUUUGAAACUUCUAAAAGAUGUAAUUUGAAAAGCAAAUACGGUUGUGGACUAACCUUGAAAUGUUUGCAACUUUAAUGAAAUAUUUAAUUCUCACUCCAGACUGUCAGUCUUUCCUUAAAGUACAUGAAGGGGACAUUUUCAUCUGAAAAAUCUUGUUCCUGUUGGAAAAGCACUUGUGAAAUAAGGUCCAUUGAUGUUUUCAGCUACCAUGAACUUGAGGUCUUUUCUUUGCUCAUGAUUGCAAGGUAGGAAGCUGACAUUUUUCACAUGAAGUGAGGUGUUUCUCUUCUCCUCCAGCUGUAGCAUAAGAGCAAUGCAAAGGGCAUAGUAGGCAAGCAAUAAAAGAAUUUAUGUAUGUCCUUCCUCAAAGGACAAGCUGUCAUGAGGUAGAAGUGGGCUGUUGUUUUUAAGCAGCCUGGGUCAGGGAGAAGACAUUUUCUUCUGAACUUGUAAAUAAGUUAAAACUCCAACAUUUUUCUUUGUUUCUUUGUAAGUGGAAUCAGUUUUCUUUCUGCUAAAAUUCUUGCACACACCAGUGAACUUCUCUGCCUGGAGGAGAAAGCACAAAAUUCUGUUGCCUGUGGUAGCAAGGAAAGCGUGAAACAAUCCUGCUGCCAGCUCCAAACAAGUGCUGAGCAGUCUGUAUCCAAAUUCCAGGGCUACUCUGUGUUCUCUUUAUCUUCUGAGCUACGUAUAAUCAUUUACUCCCACAGCAUUGCAGUGGUCAGUUUAAUAUCUGAGCACAGAUUCCUGCUUCUCCUGUGUGAGAUAGUGUUUAACUGCUUUCCCCUUUCCUCUUACCAAACUGUCUUGCUGAAGCCAGUGUUUAAGAUGAUGGUUUUCUAGUGCACUCUUGUGGGAACUGAGGCAUCUCUUCCUCAAUCUACCAAGAGUUUAGUUGUUUAAGAGCAUUGUGUUUGUAUGCCAAGUGUAUCCCGGACUUGUUCUACAAAGACUUAAAUGUAGGAAAAAUCUGGAUCUACUUGGCUGUGAAGUAGAAGCUCACAGUGAAGGCAAAUAGUUCUGUGAAAGUGUCUAAGAAAUUAAUUAAUCUAAAAUCUUAAAUUUAAGUGUCCUUCUGAUAAUUUAUAAAGCUCACUACCACCCACCUGUAAGGAUCCUCUAAAAAAAAAUUUAAAGAUUCCCUUUUGCAGAUGGUAUGAAAGGGAGAUUUUGACAAGUGUUCUGUGGAUUCCAGGUGGCCAGAAUUACUGUUCAAAGGCAUUUGAAUGGAAAGAUGGCAUUGAUGUUGGGAUGAAACAAUGAUGCAGAUUCAAGUACUGCGUCCUGGAGCUUUUUUUACCUCCCAGUAUUUAGAAGUUAGUGUAGAAAUAAGUAUGUUGAGUAUUACUUUUCUUGAAAAGAUGAUUUGGUUAAAUUCCCAAGAGAGACUGGGAAUUAAAGAAAACUGAUCCUUGUUUUCCCUGGCUGAUCUAAGACAAGUGUCUUAGAUCUUAAAGUGACAAGUGUCAAUAUCUUAAACUGAUGUAAGUCUUUUUUUAUCAGGGAUUAAGUUCAAAACCUAAUUUACAUCUGUCAAAGGACCUAUGCCAGUCUUUUCUUAGGACUUUGACAAUGUUUACAGAAUUCCUUUGUAUAAGGGAAAUUGAAAUGCAACCCUAAUGCCUUUUACAUUCCAAUAUUCCUUUAAUUGUGGCAUCUCUGAAUAUCCCUGGGAGAAGCUACAAGCUUUCUCCUUCCCCUCUCCAGCUAAGUUACAUUAACUCCGAUCAUCAUUCCAGGUUCAGCAGCCAUGAUAACAGAAUUUGCCUUUUGUGAUUCUUUUUUUGAUUACUUCAGAUGAGGAAGAGUACAUACCUUUUGCUUAUUAUUCCUUGGCUAGCUUGGGCAGGGUUCUGGUAGCCUGACUCUCUGGCAGUUCUUCUGGAAGAACAGUACAAUUGGGUAUGGUGAAUAUUAGUUUUUCAAUGUGCACUAGUUCUAGCUAACUAGAACCUUUUAGCUGGCCCUUGUGAACACAGCCAAGUAGGAAGUUUAUGAAAAUACCAGUAGAUAGUACAUAAAUGGAUUUUUGUCCUUUCCUCCUCUCAGUUUAAAACUGUAAUUCCAGCUUCACAGCCUUUUAUUCAGGAAGAGAGAAGAACAAAUCUUCUUUUGACUGCACAGCACAUGAGGCUAAGCAAUUGUGCCCUUACAGGAAGGGAACUCAAGGGAAGAUGGCAAGGACACAAGGAUCACAAGAGUGCCACUGGGGUUUAUGUUGCCCUUUGGUGUUGUAUUCUGUUCCUGGGGACAUCAGACAGUAGGAGAGACUUGCCAUAUUCUUGCCAAUAUGUGAAACAUACUCAGGGUUUGUUGCUUCAUCUACAAGUAGUUUUUAUUUAAAAUAGCUCUCCCAGAACAAAACUCUUUAGAUUCUUACUCACUUUUAAAUAGUUGUAGUGAGGCUGUUGACAAGUUUAUUAGUAAAAGAAAUUUCCACUUCACUGCAAUACUUUAUUUUAUUUGAUUGUUACAUAGCUGGGGAGUAGACUAUAUGAAUAUUCCUUCUUGAGUAGUUUUCAAUCUGAAUUAGAUUAUAUCAUUAUACCUUUUUUUUGGUCAUUAACCUACUUUGUGUUACAUUUUGAUAUCAUCAGCUUUGGUUAUCUGCUUGGCAGGAAGCAUGGUGGGUAUUUCUGAAGCUUUCCAUCUCACUGUCCUUGAGGGUAGGAAUGCUUGUUGUGUGUGCUCUACUGCAAAUAAAGAGUUUAUGGUUGGAAUCACAAAGCUCCUUCCUUCCCAAAGUCCUUGCUCAGUUGCCUACAACACUAAACUCAAAGCUGACUUCCCUAAGGAAACUUUUUCAUGUUGGGUGCCCAUCUCAGUAGGAUUUGGUGUUCUAACAGAAAGUGCUUUUUGCUCAGCCUGUUGGCCAAUUUGCCCACCUUUUUUCACUUUUUGCUGUACGGAUAACAUAACCUCAACCAAGCAGCCUUAGUGUACAGUUCUAGCAGGGAAUUUGUAUAUCCUGGAUCAGCUGACUUUCCAGCUAUAUUAGAGAUGGAAAUAGGAAGGGUGGUAGUCUUCUGUUCCCAAAGUACUGAGAGUCUAUACAUUGAAAUGUGGUAAUUUUUUUUUUUUUUACUACUUCAAUAUUUUGCUCUGUUUCAUGUGGUGAGGUCCAUUAUGAAUGCUGGUACUAUCUGAAAUGGUUCAACACUGAUGAUGUGAACAAUUUCAUCUUAUUUAGUAUUUAUAGUAAUAAGAUUAUUCAUGAGCUGUUACAAAAACCAAGGAGGAAUUUUCUGCCACAAGUUGAAAUUCUUUUCAGAAACCAUGUUUUUAAAAAGAAAGUGUGUUGGGCUCUAUGUGUGCCUCAGACUUCCUGAGAACAGCUCUUCCUUCAGUUUGGUACUUAAUAAUGUUCAUAAAAGUGAGAUCACUGUGCUAUUGUAAAUGGAGGAGGAGGAGGAUGUUUAAACACAUUUGUCUUAAAUACUGAUGUUUACAACCAUAGCAAAUACUGGCCAUUUUGGAGGGAAAGCGCACAAAUGGUUUAUUGACUUAAAACCAUGUGCCUCGCUGUAAUGUGACUAAAUUUUUUACCAGCUGUGGAAUUGUUUUGUAAAAUAAAAACCAAACUCAGAAAUUCUCUGCAAUGUUUUAUACUGUUACUGAUUGUGUUUACUGCUGUGCUUUUUCUGUGUAUUUACACUGUCUGAUUUCUACUUUGAUAAACAUCUUUUUUUCUAACUUACAACUUUCUCUGUAAUGAAGUGAAACCCUUACAAGUGCUGUUUAUUUCCUUCAAUAAAGUUAUCACUGUAUUAAAUUAA
Messenger RNA from Vidua chalybeata, 4757 nucleotides. RefSeq names its product SFT2 domain containing 2 (gene SFT2D2). NCBI's taxonomy places the organism in Eukaryota, Metazoa, Chordata, Aves, Passeriformes, Viduidae. Gene Ontology annotation, biological process: vesicle-mediated transport. The transcript is spliced from 8 exons. The coding region runs from base 12 to 494 and encodes 160 amino acids. Gene Ontology annotation, cellular component: membrane. The record is from RefSeq and is a predicted model, not a curated record.